Molecule: messenger RNA, 1647 nt
Organism: Daucus carota subsp. sativus
Lineage: Eukaryota; Viridiplantae; Streptophyta; Magnoliopsida; Apiales; Apiaceae
Product: GRAS family protein RAM1
Exons: 1
Coding region: 239-1615 (458 amino acids)
Biological process (GO): regulation of DNA-templated transcription
Cellular component (GO): nucleus
Molecular function (GO): sequence-specific DNA binding; DNA-binding transcription factor activity
Source: RefSeq, a predicted model, not a curated record
CUUUAAAUUACUUGUUUAAUUUUGGAAUCAAAACAAAAAGAUGCCUUCUCCAAUUAUAUGUUUAUAAAAACACUUGCUUGUCUUUGUUUCUACUCCAUGUAGUAGUACCAUAAAAGUGUUUUCAAGAAUUAUUCCUUUUUUUGGCUUUAGACAACCUUAAUAUAUGAACCUCUUCAUUGCAUUAUAUUCCUUGUAAAGUCUUUUCACUUUUUUGGGUUUUUUUUGUUUGCUUGUAUGCAUGGAAGAAACAGAUGAACAGGAGGAGUUUUUGACUCUGACACUUGCCAUUGUCGCGGAUUCAAGAUUUGAUAAGAAGAGAAAAAGAAGGAAAAGAGAAGAGUCUAUUGAGCCAGUGAGCUCGAACGAAGAUUGUGAAGGUAGGAUCUUUAGUCUCCUUCAAUUGAGGGAACAGAUGUUGAAACUAGACCGCAAGAGAAAAGGAGUGGCUGAAGAUGGGAAAGGCCUUCAUCUGAUCCAUCUGCUGCUAAUUUCUGCCACGUUUGUCGAUGAGAACAAGCUCGAUUCGUCUGUGGAGAGUUUGAGUGAGUUGUUUCAGAAUGUGUGCUUAACAGGGGACUCUGUUCAGAGGGUGGCAGCCUAUUUUGCUGAUGGCCUGGUGGCUAGGCUUCUGACACGAAAAUCGCCUUUUUAUAACAUGAUUAUGAAGGAACCGAGUGCUGAAGAAGAGUUUCUGGCAUUCACUGAACUUUACAAGGUCUCUCCCUAUUACCAAUUUGCUCAUUUCACAGCUAAUCAGGCUAUUAUCGAGGCCUUUGAGAAAGAAGAGGAUAGUAAUAACAGGGCUUUGCAUGUCAUUGAUUUCGAUGUUUCCUAUGGAUUCCAAUGGCCUUCACUUAUACAAUCUUUAUCUGAUAAGGCCACCAGCAGCAGUCGAAUAUCUCUAAGAAUAACAGGCUGUGGAAGAAGCUUAGAAGAAUUGCAAGAAACCGAGACGAGACUAGUCUGUUUUGCUAAGGGAUUCAGAAACAUAACCUUCGAAUUUCAAGGUUUGCUGAGAGGUUCAAGUGAUUUUGCAGAUAUAAAGAGAAGGAACAAUGAAACAGUGGCAGUUAAUUUAGUUUUCCAUCUAAACACACUCACUAAUUUUUCAAAAAUUUCGGAUACCUUAAAAACGGUACAUUUCUUAAACCCUGCCAUAGUGAUCUUGGUGGAACAAGAAGCUAGUAGAAAUCCUAGAAGCUUCUUAGCACAAUUCAUGGAGUCUUUACAUUACUUUGCAGCCAUGUUUGAUUCCUUGGACGAUUGUCUUCCCCUCGACAGUGACGGAAGAUUAGGCAUCGAGAAGAAUCAUCUUGGCAGAGAGAUCAAGAGCUUUAUGAAUUACGAAAAAGACAGUAGUAACUGCAAUAAGUAUGAGAGGAUGAAGACAUGGAAAGAAAGAAUGGAAGGGCAUGGAUUCAGAGGACUAAAGCUGAGCUCGAAGAGUGUAAUGCAAGCAAAACUUCUUCUGAAAAUGAGGAGCCAAUAUUGUCCGGUGCAAUGUGAUGGAGAGAAUGGUGGAUUCAGAGUUUUUGAGAGAGACGAGAGCACAGCUCUGUCUCUGGGCUGGCAAGAUAGGUUUUUGCUCACUGCUUCUGCAUGGCACUGUGUAUGAUAAAUGAUAAUUGCAUUUCUCUUAACAUUUAA